AAAAAUUAUUUUUAACAAAAAAACUGGGACGGAGUAAAAACGUAAUUCUACAUGUGAAGUAGCGCCGGUGAAGUAGACUUUCUCCUCCACUUCAACUUCUCCACAAAAAGAUUUCUGUUUUCUAUAAUAACAGCAACAAACAAAGAUGAAAUAUUAGCUUUUGGUUUGGGCUGAUUGAGCUAUUUAUCCCAUAUAUAUUUUUGUGGUGAUAAAAGCCGAAUGGAGAAAAAAGGGAGCUCCAAGAUGAAUGUCGCCAUUAUCCAUCCCGAUCUCGGAAUCGGUGGAGCUGAAAGGCUAAUUGUGGAUGCUGCUAUGGAACUUGCUUCUUUGGGGCAUAAAGUUCAUAUUUUUACUUCACACCAUGAUAAAAAUCGAUGUUUUGAGGAGACUUUGUCCGGUGUCUUUGAUAUUACAGUAUAUGGUUCUUUUCUUCCCCGUCAUAUCUUCUAUCGGCUACAUGCAGUAUGUGCAUACUUGCGGUGCAUGUUUGUUUCUCUCUGCUUGUUGUUUAUGUGGCCUUCAUUUGAUAUAAUACUAGCAGAUCAGGUCUCUGUUGUCAUUCCUCUAUUGAAGUUAAAGAAGUCUGCAAAGGUUGUAUUCUAUUGCCAUUUUCCAGAUCUCUUGCUAGCGCAACAUACAACUAUUCUUAGGAGGAUAUACCGGAAACCUAUUGACUUCAUAGAAGAAAUAACAACAGGAAUGGCAGAUUUGAUCCUGGUUAACAGCAAGUUUACUGCAUCUACUUUUGCAUCAACCUUCAAGAACCUAGAUGCACGUGGGAUUAAACCAGCUGUUUUGUACCCAGCUGUCAAUGUGGAUCAGUUCGAGAAACCUAAUGCUACCAAGCUGAACUUUCUAUCCAUCAAUCGAUUUGAGAGAAAAAAGAACAUAGAAUUGGCAAUAUCUGCCUUUGCCAUGCUUCACGCCCAUGAAGUCCAUGAUCAUCAAGGAGUUGACAUGAAUGAUGUUUCCUUGACUGUUGCAGGAGGCUUUGAUUCUCGCCUUAGAGAGAAUGUCGAGUAUCUGGAAGAACUGAAAAAGUUGGCAGAAAGGGAAGGUGUUUCUCAGCGGGUCAAAUUCAUCACAUCUUGCUCUACUGCUGAAAGAAAUGCGCUCCUUGGCCAAUGCCUAUGUGUUCUUUAUACACCAAAGGAUGAGCAUUUUGGCAUUGUUCCUUUGGAAGCAAUGGCAGCCUAUAAACCUGUUAUUGCGUGCAAUAGUGGGGGUCCGGUGGAGACAGUAAAGCACGGAGUGACGGGCUUCCUCUGUGAUCCUAACCCAAAGGAGUUCGCUUCAGCAAUGUCUAAUUUUAUUCAGGAUCCUCACUUGUCUGAAAAAAUGGGGCAAGAUGCUCGUCAACACGUUGCUGAGUCAUUUUCUACCAAGAUUUUUGGCCAGCAUCUGAAUAGAUAUCUGGUUGAUGUUGCAAGAGGUAAAGAAGAAUAGUAUCCUUAAAAGCAAAUGGACCUUUUAGGAAGUUGUAGUUAAUAUUAACUCCUCAGGUGAUUGCACUAUACACUAAUUGUGAUACAAAAGUUGGGAAGACAAAGGUGCAGAGUACUUGUUAAGAAUUAAUAUUAUUAUGAGCUGUGGAAGUGUUUUCUCAUCA
This is a messenger RNA of Capsicum annuum, 1609 nucleotides long. RefSeq names its product alpha-1,3/1,6-mannosyltransferase ALG2. The transcript has 8 exons. Bases 220 to 1446 code for a protein of 408 amino acids. Lineage: Eukaryota; Viridiplantae; Streptophyta; Magnoliopsida; Solanales; Solanaceae. The record is from RefSeq and is a predicted model, not a curated record. Gene Ontology annotation, molecular function: GDP-Man:Man(1)GlcNAc(2)-PP-Dol alpha-1,3-mannosyltransferase activity; alpha-1,3-mannosyltransferase activity.